Messenger RNA from Caenorhabditis remanei, 1881 nucleotides. RefSeq lists its product as uncharacterized. The transcript has 8 exons. NCBI's taxonomy places the organism in Eukaryota, Metazoa, Nematoda, Chromadorea, Rhabditida, Rhabditidae. The record is from RefSeq and is a predicted model, not a curated record. Bases 1 to 1881 code for a protein of 626 amino acids.
AUGAUGAGAUUUGGAAACAAUGUAUAUCCACAUAAGAUCUUGCAUAAAGACCAUGCGGACACCGAAUUGAUCGAUUAUUCAAGUGAAAUGAGACCAGAGCAUUGUCCUCUCAAUUUGGAUAAUCCGCUUGAUUGGCAAUUUUCGAUCGAUGGAAACGUCUACAAAUCGAACUAUUCGAUAAUUUCUGAGAAGUGUCGAGAACGAUUGAAAGCCAAAUAUUUCAUUGUCAAUCGGUCACAACUCGCCAGAAUAAAUACAAAAGUUCUGAAAGAAACUGGCGAGAAAUGGGUGAUGCACAAAGCCAUCGACAGCAAAACUUACGUGAUCCGUUCUUUCCAAUUGUGUCGCUGCGAAGAGCCGGAGUUUUACGUUCUCGCCGAUGACGUCAUUGAUCUCGUUAUUCUGGCUCUACAAGCUCAAGGAGUACCGGAAGAGGAGUAUGAUUGUGAGUGUCUACUCCAACCAUUCAACAUUCAAAUUUCUUUCUUUUCGGCUCAUGUUGAAACUCUCCGAUUCAUGAAUUCAUCAUUCGAAGAAGAGCAUUUCAAUGUGAUGAAAUUCCAUGAUUUCGAGGAAGCAUUGGAGAAGUUUGACAUUGAUAAGGGAUCGAUUACUUUCAUUCCCGAUAUGAUUCUGAAACAGAAUUUUGUCCAAAGUCUCACUCAACUCUCUAUUCCAAUUACCAUAUUGAAUCGAAACGGAGACGAGAUUAUGACGGCUCCUCAAGCAGGAAUUCAUUUAUUUCAUUCAAUGCUUUGUCAUUAUGAUUGGAUUGGAUUUAUGGAAAAAGGAGAACCGGAAGUAGAUCUAACUAUGGAGUUGGAGGCAUUCUUCUUUGAUAUUCUCAAACAUUAUAUGGAUAUGAGAGAGACAACUCUAGUAUCCCGAAAAUACGUUGAAAUGGACAAGGAGAAACUGAGAAAUCACAGAAUCUUUACGAAAAUUCAAAAACAAGACCGAGAUCAUUUGUGGAAAGACGUGGAAAGCUUCCAAGACUUACCAGCGAAAGAGUACGAAAAGACAUGCAGUAAAAUGAAUUUGCCCGUUUAUUUGGUGCACAAUGUGCUUGAUUUGUGGUAUGCGAGACUUCGUUGGUUUGUUGGAUGCAUUGAAGUGUUCUUUACACGGGAAUCACACGAGGAGAAAUUGUUUUUGAUUAGUGAAUUGAGCCAGAAAUGCCCAGGAGAAGCGGAGCCAAUUACUCAACGAUUUUUGUCGCUGAGAGACGAAUGGGAAACGAACAGGCCACCGCUAUUCGCACAAGGCACGGAAGCUGUUGGAAAUAAAAAAGAGGAUGGAAAGAAAAUAAACGAAACCCCGAAAACAGACAAAGGUUCUGAGAAAACAAUCGGCAAACCAUCAGAAGCAACUGGGAAUAAGAAAACGAUUCCAAAACCGGGAUAUGUGUCUAAACAUCCUGGAGUUUCUGGACCGUCGAAAGCAGCCCAAAAGUCUAAAACUUCUCAGAAACAAGAAACUUCUAAGCUUUCUGGAAAACCACAAACAAAACCUGACACUCAGAAAUCCAUUGUCAUCAAGCCGUCGGAGCAGAAGUCUACGGAAUCUGGAACUCCCAAGAAUCUGCAAACACCGAAAUCGGUAGCUACGGAUAAGUCUAUGACACCACUAGAAGCAGAGAAGGCUGCUAUUAUGAAGAAAGUGACAGAGGAAUCGAAAGAAGUGAAGAAAACGAGUGAAAAAAUGUUGAAACAAAAUGAGAAAAAGAAGAAGUUGGAGGAGGAAUUGGCAAGGGAAACAGAGAUAUCCAAAAAUCUGAAAGAAACAUUGUCUGAAAAAGAGCGGCUUAUUGAGGAACUUCGUCAGGAACUGGCCAAUCUCUACAAGAAUGACACCUCGAGAUCUUCUACGUCUAGCUCCUAA